ACCAACUAGCGUAUGAGUGUUAACCGCUUUGGCUUGGCAUUACUGUUCCUACCCGACUCUCCCUGUUAUUAUGUUAUAUUUAAAUAUAUUAAUACGAACACCUAACAGGUCCUGUGUGCUAAUGUAUAGUUGUAUUAUCAGAGAAUGGAAUAUGAUAUGAGUGAUGUCCUUGUUUAGCAUCAGUUAGCUUUAGCUAGCCUCGCUUGAAUAACGCUAGGAUUAAUGCUCAAUUGAGACCAAAGCAUGUGUACAUUAUGUUUACGAUACAUUUUCAACCAUAAAUUGCCACUAACGCUUAUUUGCAUUAAUAUAUUUAGGAUAAACCGCAUGUUUAACCCUGAACGGAAACUAAAGCACGAUUACAUGAACUGUUAUACAUUGUUUACAUAAAAAUACGGUAUAAAAAUCGAAUCAGAUGAACUGGAUUCACUUACAUGCUUGAGUGGGUCAUGUGCCACUUUAGAACUUCUGCAGUUAAUGAUGAGUGGAAUUGAAUAUGUUUGUUCGAAUUGGAAUGAUGCUCAGUUCUAGAGAAUUGUUUUUAUUGGACUACCAUAGCAGUGACGUUUGGGAGGAUCGUGGUGCAUGCAGACUGAGGGAUGGGUCUGUUUGACAAGCUAGCAGGGUGGUUGGGAUUGAAGAAGAAAGAGGUGAACGUCUUGUGUCUUGGCCUGGACAACAGUGGCAAGACCACCAUCAUCAACAAGCUCAAGCCCUCCAAUGCCCAGACACAGGACAUUGUGCCCACCAUUGGCUUCAACAUAGAGAAGUUCAAGACCUCGAGUCUGUCCUUCACGGUGUUCGACAUGUCGGGUCAGGGUCGCUACAGGAACCUCUGGGAGCAUUACUACAAGGAGGGCCAGGCCAUCAUAUUUGUGAUUGACAGCGCUGACAAGCUAAGGAUGGUGGUGGCAAAGGAGGAGCUGGACACCCUGCUCAACCACCCGGACGUUAAACAUCGCCGUGUCCCCAUCCUGUUCUUCGCUAACAAGAUGGACGUCCGUGAGGCUCUGUCUUCAGUCAAAGUCUCCCAGCUGCUCUGCCUGGAGAAUAUCAAAGACAAACCUUGGCACAUCUGCGCCAGCGAUGCCCUCAGAGGAGAGGGUCUACCGGAGGGGGUGGACUGGCUGCAAGAUCAGAUCCGGACCCUGCGGACGUGAGGGCCUGACGUCGCCCUGGAGAGACGCAACCAGCACCUUUGUCUCCAUGACAACGAUGAAGGAGCGUGGUACA
Molecule: messenger RNA, 1233 nt
Organism: Gadus chalcogrammus (walleye pollock)
Lineage: Eukaryota; Metazoa; Chordata; Actinopteri; Gadiformes; Gadidae
Gene: arl6
Product: ADP-ribosylation factor-like 6
Exons: 8
Coding region: 600-1160 (186 amino acids)
Biological process (GO): cilium assembly; intracellular protein transport; vesicle-mediated transport
Cellular component (GO): axoneme; cytoplasm
Molecular function (GO): GTP binding; GTPase activity
Source: RefSeq, a predicted model, not a curated record